Penicillium canariense is the source of this 1257-nucleotide messenger RNA. Its product is annotated as CUE domain-containing protein. Gene Ontology annotation, molecular function: ubiquitin binding; ubiquitin conjugating enzyme binding. Gene Ontology annotation, cellular component: cytoplasm. Gene Ontology annotation, biological process: ubiquitin-dependent protein catabolic process. The transcript is spliced from 5 exons. The coding region runs from base 1 to 1257 and encodes 418 amino acids. The record is from RefSeq and is a predicted model, not a curated record. Lineage: Eukaryota; Fungi; Ascomycota; Eurotiomycetes; Eurotiales; Aspergillaceae.
AUGUCGGAGGGGGAAAAGACUUCCACUCCCAGCAAGCCCGUGGCUGCGGUUGUGCCGAACAGCCCCCGUGCUGAGUCGCCCACUACCGCGCGACCCCUGGACUUCGACGAUGAGCCGCAGGAGUCUGGAGUCACCUCCAGCGGCAACGCCGCACCGUCUCAACAGACCCAACAGACCGCCACUGAGGCUCCCCCAGCUGCCCCGCCAAAGCCGCCGAGGCCUCUGAGCCCUAGAGAGCAGUCGGUGAACACACUCAAGGAGGCUUUCCCUACAAUCGAGCCUACCGUGAUCAAGGCUAUUCUGAACGCGAGCAAUUGGAAUGUCGAGCGCGCAUUCAAUGCGCUUCUAGGCAUGACCGAUCCCACCGCUCAAGAGGAUAUGGUGCCUCCCCCGAAGCCCCCUCGCCCGUCGAAGCCUGCCACCACCACCACGCAGCGACAACUGGAAGCCGACGAACAAUAUGCGCGGCAAUUGGCGGAACACUACAAUGCUGGGGGGCGCCGGGGUCCGGCCCCUGGGUGGGAGAACGACCCUCGAUAUCGCCAACCACGGGGAAGCGAGGACUCGGAAGAGAAGGAAUAUAAUUUCUUCGAAGAUGAUCUACCUGUGAUCCGCGAUAACUUCCGCAAAGGGUUCCUGGAGACACAGACGAAGGUUAACUCAUGGUUUGGGAACCUGAAGAAGCAAUUCAAUGGCGAGGAUGAGGACGAGGAGGAAAGGAGGUCCAGCCAGCAAUAUGAGCAACAGACCUCGGCGUUUGGACGCCCACGGCGCAGCGGCGAACCGGGUCGCCGCAGUGGAGACCGUGAGCGCUAUGAUGCAGACCCCCAAGUGCUAGGUGAUGACUUCUCUGCACUCAAUCUACGGGACGGUGAAGCUCCUCCUCGCCCACCCCGCCCUGGCACCAACAUCAAGAAAGCCGCAUCGCCUUCUCCCGAUAGGCGGAAGGUAUCCUUCCAAGACGGCCCUCCCACCGAAAUCGACAACUUGUACGAUCCAUCCACCCCGGGCAAGCGCAACGCCCCAGCAGGCGCCAAGUCGAGCAAGUGGCAGCCUCUAGCCACAGUCGAGCCGUCCCCGGUAGCGGAGAAUGACCCAUUCAGCCUUGGUGACAGUGAUGAUGAGAAGGAUACGAAGGCCAGAGAGCAAAACACUGUUUCGGAGAGCGAGCAGCUCAAGAUGGCCACCGCCGAGGCAAUGUCCGGCGAGAUUGGCUCCUCCAAGGACGACAAAAAGACGGAGGAUUCUUCGAAAUAA